This is a messenger RNA of Nicotiana tabacum (common tobacco), 3756 nucleotides long. RefSeq names its product pentatricopeptide repeat-containing protein At1g19720. Gene Ontology annotation, molecular function: zinc ion binding; RNA binding; protein binding. Gene Ontology annotation, biological process: RNA modification. The record is from RefSeq and is a predicted model, not a curated record. Lineage: Eukaryota; Viridiplantae; Streptophyta; Magnoliopsida; Solanales; Solanaceae.
GCAACUCAUUCAUCAAUCUUUACCAAGAACAAAUUAAAUCAUAACUCCAAAAAGAAAAAAGAAAAAAUAAGGAAAAGGAAAAAUUAAGCACUCUCCAAUGGAGAGUGUAAUUCUUCCCUGCAAAUCAAUUUUCCCAACAAUUUCAGAAUUAUCCCAAAAUUAUCACCCAAAAUCAAAAAUACCCAUCAAUUAUGAACCAAGAUUUACAGAUACUCAUUUGAAUUAUCUUUGCACAAAUGGGCGCCUCAGUGAAGCCAUAACAGCUUUAGAAUCCAUUUCACAAUAUGGGUAUAAGGUAAAACCCGAAACUUUCUCAAAACUUAUAGAAUCUUGCAUCAAUUCGAAGUCACUACCUUUGGGACGUAAACUUCAUAAAAAGAUGAAUUUUUUACUUAAAAAAGUUUACCCUUUUAUUGAAACUAAGCUGUUAGGGAUGUAUUCCAAAUGUGGGUCUUUACAAGAAGCAUACGUUGUGUUUGAUGAAAUGCGUGAGAGGGAUUUAUUUGCUUGGUCUGCUAUGAUUGGUGCUUGUUCAAGAGAUAGUAGGUGGGGUGAUGUUGUGGACCUUUUUUACAUGAUGAUGGAGGAUGGUAUUGUACCCGAUAGCUUUUUGUUCCCAAAGAUUUUACAAGCUUGUGGGAAUUGUGGUGAUGUUGAGACUGGUAGGUUGAUUCAUUCUAUAGCGAUUCGAUGUGGAAUGAGUUCUGAAAUCCGUGUGAAUAACUCGCUUCUAGCUGUUUAUGCAAAAUGCGGGUUGUUAAUUUGUGCAAAGAGGCUUUUCGAGAGUAUGGAGAAGACGGAUAUAGUGUCUUGGAAUUCGAUUAUAAUGGCGUAUUGUCACAAGGGUGAGAUUGUGGAGGCCCGGAGGUUAUUGGACUUAAUGCAUCUUGAAGGCGUAGAACCCGGUUUGAUCACAUGGAACACAUUGAUAGCUAGCCAUAAUCAGUUAGGCAAGUGUGAUGAGGCGCUGGAAGUUAUGAAGGAGAUGGAGGGUAAUGGGAUAGUGCCUGAUGUUUUUAGUUGGACUUGUAUGAUUUCAGGUUUGGCUCAACAUAACAGGAACAGUCAGGCAUUAGAGUUGUUCCGGGAGAUGAGUUUCAAUGGAGUUACACCAAGUGAAGUAACACUUACAAGCAUAAUUUCAGCUUGUGCUUCUCUUAAAGACCUGAAGAAGGGAAGAGAACUUCACUCUUUGGUUGUAAAGUUAGGAUUUGAUGGAGAGGAAAUUGUUGGGAAUGCUUUGAUUGACUUAUAUUCCAAAUGUGGUAAACUUGAAGCUGCUCGGUUAGUCUUUGAUAUGAUCCCAGAGAAAGAUGUCUACAGUUGGAAUUCCAUGAUUGGAGGAUACUGCCAAGCCGGGUACUUUGGAAAAGCCCAUGAUCUUUUUACGAAGAUGCAUGAGUCUGAGGUAUCACCUAAUGUUAUCACGUGGAAUGUUAUGAUUACAGGACACAUGCAAAAUGGUGAUGAGGAUCAAGCAUUGGAUCUGUUCUGGAGGAUGGAGAAGGACGGGAGCAUUGAGCAGGAUACUGCCUCAUGGAACGCUCUCAUUGCUGGCUAUUUGCAAAAUGGACAGAAGGACAAAGCGUUGGGCAUGUUUCGGAAAAUGCAGUCAUUUGGUUUUAAGCCCAACGCAGUUACCAUUUUGUCCAUCCUACCUGCUUGUUCAAACUUAAUUGCUGCAAAGAAGGUGAAAGAGAUUCAUUGUUGUGUUCUGCGUUGCAAUCUGGAAAAUGAGCUCUCCGUUGCUAAUUCUCUUAUAGACACAUAUUCCAAGUCUGGGGGCAUUAAAUACUCGAAAGAAAUACUUGAUGGGAUGUCAACCAAAGAUAUUAUUUCUUGGAACACAUUGAUUGCUGGUUAUGUUUUACAUGGCUGUUCUAGUGAGGCAAUAAAGCUAUUUCAUCAAAUGAAAGAGGCAGGGCUUAAACCAAACAGGGGUACUUUCUCGAGUGUGAUUUCAUCUUAUGGUCUAGCCAAAAUGGUUGAUGAGGGGAAGAGUAUGUUCUCUAGCAUGUCCGAAGAGUAUCGGAUUGUACCAGGUCUAGAACAUUGUGUGGCUAUGGUUAAUUUAUAUGGUCGUUCAGGUAAACUUGAAGAAGCAAUUGAAUUUAUAGACAAUAUGACCAUGGAGCGUGUUAUUUCUGUAUGGGGUGCAUUGCUGACUGCUUCUCGCAUGCACGGUAAUUUGACUUUAGCUAUCCAUGCUGGGGAACAAUUACUCAAACUGGAUUCAGAAAAUGUAGUGAUUUAUCAGUUGCUCUUACAGUUGUAUGCUCUACGUGGGAUUUCUGAAGAAUCAGUAACUGUGCUGAGACCUAGAAAAAGAAAUCAUUGUGAAGAAUCUCUUAGUUGGAGCUGGACUGAGAUCAACAAUGUGGUGUAUGCUUUUGCUUCAGGUCAGCAGAGUAAUUCUGAGGUUCCAGAUUCUUGGAUAAAAAGAAAAGAAGUAAAAAUGGAGGGAUCUAGUUCUUGCAAUAGGCUCUGCAUCAGAGAAGAGGAGAAGGAAGAUAUGAGUAGAGUUCAUAGUGAGAAACUUGCACUUUCUUUUACUCUCAUUAAGAAUCCUCAAUCAUCUCGAGUGAUCCGAAUUGUUAAGAACCUCAGAAUGUGUGAAGAUUGCCAUAGGACUGCCAAAUUUAUUUCUCAGAAAUAUGAACGUGAAAUAUAUAUACAUGACUCGAAGUGCUUGCAUCACUUCAAAGAUGGUUAUUGUUCCUGUGGCAAUUAUUGGUAGACAAGUCUCCUCUUCUCCAAGGAAUUGAUAUGUCCACUGCUUUCUGAAGAAAAGUUUUGCAUGAAGUAAAGAGGAUCCUCUUUGACAAUGUAUAGAUGAUGGUGCAAACCAUAGCCACUCAAAUGCUGUAUUGCUGUAUAUACGAAGCUUCUUUGUUUUGGUCAGAUGUCUUGUAAAUGGAUGAGAGAAAUCUGGAUAAUGACACUAGUCGAUAGGCUCUGUAUCAAAUUGUACAUAUGCUAAAUAGAUAGUCUUUCUUCUUAACAAGUGUUCCUCUGAAAUCAUGUACUUUUCUAGCCUUUGUAUGUGGAUCCCAAAGGUGUGGCCAAGCAGUCAAUGAAGUUGGAGCGAAGAUCAUCAGAGACCAGGGUUCAAAUUUCAGUGAUUGUAACAUAAAGCUAGGCGAUAUACUUCCAUAAGCCUUGAUGGGAGCAGAUUUACCUGUUGUUUUGGUGGUUGUGGAAGGAUGCAGGAAAUUCAUAUGCAUUCCAUUGCCAGUUUUCUUUCUCAAUCCAGGGACUUGAAGGCUUACAUACUGCUCUCAGAUUGAGUAGUCAAUCGGAUAGUGAAAUGCCACGCUGAAGCUAUGGGAUGAUGAAACUUUUCUGGGAUCAAACAGAUAAUCCUAAGAAGAUUAUCAGAAGCCAUUCGCUGUACCGGAAUGAUGUCUGAUGUGUUCCCAAGUUGGCUUGUAAAUGAUGCAGUACACUCCUUUGGACAUGAAUAUCCUUACUGCAACAAUAUAAACUUUGUUUCAGGGGGAAAAAGAGAGGAAAUCUUGUCACAAGCAUAGAAGCUUUUGCUGGUAAAAUUAGUGUAUCUUCAUCAAGUGCUAACUUUUUUUCUUUCCUGUGCCUUAGUUAGCUUGCUUUAGUACCAAAUAUGUCUUGAAAAAUCACAUUGGAGUAUUUUUCUAAUUAUUAUUUUGGGUCUAGCAUGCAAAAAUGUUGUGCAGGAUUUAGGUUUUGUGGGCUUUUGGAGUUUGAUAGUCAACAAAGAUGAGCUCUACUGAAUUCUGA